This is a messenger RNA of Sungouiella intermedia, 2874 nucleotides long. NCBI's taxonomy places the organism in Eukaryota, Fungi, Ascomycota, Pichiomycetes, Serinales, Metschnikowiaceae. The record is from the annotation of a GenBank genome assembly.
AUGUCUGAAGCCAGAAUCUUAGAUGUGGCCACUAUCAAAGACUUGCUGAACCACAUUUAUGAGAAAAGAAAGGCCACUGCUUUCCAAAUUGAAGGCUACACGAAAUCAGCAUUAGCACGCAACGAUUCGGCCACCAUCUUCAAGAUCAUUGCUGAAUUAACGGAAUUGGCCAAUGGCGGCUCCACUUCAGCCAAAAUGGGUGCCAUUACCGCCUUGGGAAGUGUCUCCGUGGCGCUUGGGUCGUUUGCAAUUGCGUACUUUCUAGAGGAGAUCGUCACGCCGAUAUUCGCUACCUUCAGGGAUACCGACGCUCGUGUACGUUACUACGCGUGUGAAUCGUUGUAUAAUAUUGCUAAGAUUGCAAGAGGCGAAAUUUUGUUGUACUUCAACGAAGUUUUUGACAUCUUGUGUAUUCUCGUCACCGACACCGAAUCUUCGGUGAAAAACGCUGCUGAUAUCUUGGAUAGACUCAUCAAAGACAUUGUAAGUUCCAAACUGACCAACUAUGUAUCAGUUUUGCACCAGCAGCCUGAAGAGACUGAUGUUCAGUCGAACAUUGUACUUCCAGAUGGAGUAGCAGUUCAGGUCAACGAAAUCCAGGAUCCCCUGAAGGCAUUCCUGCUACCAAAGUUCAUUCCAACCCUCUUGGAGCGCAUGUACACUAUCGAGCCAUUUGCAAAGAAAUUUUUGCUCAGUUGGCUUGAGCUUUUUGAUGAUAUUCCAUCCUCAGAGUUGAUCACCUUCUUGCCAAACUUCUUGGAGCCUCUCAUCCGAUUCCUCAUGAAUAACUGUCCUUCUGAUGUUCGUAUUGAGACUCAGAACUUGCUCAAUAUCUUCUUGAAGGAAAUAAGAGCUAUUUAUAAAGUCAGAUAUGAAGUGAAGAGAGACAGACUCUUGGCAGAGAAGCUGAAGCAGCGUGCCGAAUUCUUGAGAUCCCAAGCACAUGUAAAUGCUCAAUCUACUCCUGAACCAGAAGAUACAAAGAGUAAGCUGGCAUUGACAGAGAAAAUGAGAGACUUCUCUUUGAAUGCAAAUCCCGAGUCACCAGAUGAUGAUAACAUCUCAACCAAGUCGACUAGCACUACCAUAAUCCGUAAACCAAAUGAUGAUGAGCAGGGACCAGAGGUUGCUGAUACCGAGGCUACUUUCAAUUCUGCUGAGGGGUCUGUUUUCAUCAAUGGCCAGGAUAUUUUCAUUGACUAUCCCAGGAUCAUUGAUAUUCUUCUCUCGUUUUUGAGAACAAAUCGCCCCGCUGGUACGAGUGACGUGAAGUUUAACGAUUUAACCGGAGAAAGUCAUGAUGUUUACGUUGAUAUCCAAUUGACCGUGCUCAAGUGGCUCCUGGAGAUUAUUUCUAUAAGUCCGACCAGCUUCUCCAAGUUCCUUCCAGAUUGUGUCUCUAUUAUCAUGCAGAAUGUGGCACUCACAGACGUCAACAAUGACGUUGAAUUGAACAAGCAAUUUCUUGAUUUUAACAAUAUGUUGAAGUCUUAUUUGCUUCGUUUGAAUGAUGCAAGCAGGCUGGAAGAGGUUCACUUGGAAAUUGGUCCAGAUGAUCUUUCUGAGGUUAGCGAGAGCAUUAUUCAAGGACUUAACAGGGAAGUUUACGAUGAGUUCUUGGAGCUAUACUUGGGAAAAACUUUGCAGGUUGUUACUAAGGAAUGCCUACUGAGCUUAAACGAGCUGGCAAGAUUGACACUGUUGGAUUGGUUGGCAUUCUUGUACACUAAUUAUCCAGGUAGCUUUUCGGCAUCAGAGACCGAUGAUUCAACAGAGAAAUCCACUACCAACAGAUACAACUUUGAUGUCAUUUCCUUAUUGAAAUUGGCCACAGAUGCAAGUAAUGAGGUGAUAUCUAAAGUUUUGCAGCUUGCUUCUCGAAUUUCAGAGGAGAACCAGGACUUUUUCAAGCAUUUCAUUGUGAAAUUGGUUACUUUCUUCGAGAGAGAUGGCUCUAUUGGAGCGACUCAAAAUGGCACGUCCAACCAGACCAUCUCACGAAGCAAAGUGGAGUUCAUCAUCCGUCGUUUCUGUGUUACGAACAGUUCUGAAAAGAUUUUCAAAGCAUUUUCGGAAGUUUUGGUAACAUUUGAAAGUACCAACUUGGAGUUUAUCAGUAAUCUUGUGGUGACAUUGAACAAUAUUUUGUUGACUUCCCACGAACUUCAGGACCUUCGUAAGGUGCUCAAGAAUCUUGAUAUAUAUAAGGCAGAUGACUGGGCCUUGUUUUCGACUUUAUUUCAGAGUUGGUGUCAUAAUGUUCCCAGUGCUUUGUCGUUGUGCUUGCUCACGUCAAACUACGAGCUCAGUUACUUGAUUAUUAAAAGCUUAGCAGACCUGGAGGUGACAUUUCAGCUCCUCACGCAAUUGGACGUUCUUGUUCAACUCCUUGAGUCGCAUAUCUUCUUGAAAUUGAGACUUCAACUCUUGGAGCCUGACAAGAAUCCAUAUUUGUACAAGACCUUAUUUGGAAUACUCAUGAUUAUGCCACAAUCUUCAACUUUCAACACAUUGAAGAACAGGCUUACUGCUUUGACUCUGUUUGUUCAGGGACAACAAAAUAUCCCGGUCUUGGGUACUCCAGUGACCACUCCAGCUGCGACUAGCAGCUCAGCAGCAAAUCAGCUCUCCACGAAAAGGAAAAGAGUUCACGAGUUGGCUGACAAGUUCGUUAGAGUUAAUGAGAUGCAUGAGAACUAUUUAUACGAACGUCGUGUCAAAGAUAGCAGUCUUGAAGAAGAGGGAGCUAAGUCUAACAGGAAAGUUACGAACGUUCUGCUUCCUAAAUCGGAAUCCAAACCUCUGUUACAAGAAUAUUUUCCCAACACAUACGGAAAGCAUCAAACCCAUGACAAGUCCAAGUUGAAUGGUUGA